AUGGGGAAGGGAGGGGAGGAGCAGGCUCGGUCCCUGUUCGGAAUAGGGUUGACGGAACGGCCGAAAUGGCAUCAGUUCCUCAUUUGUUCCUCGGGCUUCUUCUUCGGGUACCUGGUCAACGGCGUCUGCGAGGUAACCCCCCAUCCUUGUCGGAAGAAUCGCUCCUCAUUUGGAUUUCCCGAGGGCUUUCUCUUUUUCUCUUGACGGAUGACGAUCUACGUCCUUCUCGGUGCCGAUUGUGGAUGGGGCAGCUGCUCCGAUCUCGGAUGUUCUCUUUCAUCUGUAGAACCGGUCAUUUCGUCCCACCUUGAGAGAGGGGGGUGGGGAAGGCGCGAGUUUGUUCUUUGUGGAUGUUCGUCAGAACCUCGAUCUUAACUCCAUCACCAGUUCCAGAUGAUUCAACAUAAAAAAAAGAGACAAGAAAGGAACCAUCUUGUUCUUCGGGAUGGCAACACACAACGAUAUCGCGAAUGCCGACGAUUCUUGCUAAUUACUGGAACUAAUUUCUGAAUAAUAAUCCCCCUUUUUCCUGGAAUUGCAGGAAUAUGUGUACAAUCGCCUUCAAUUCAGGUGAGCUAGAACUUCCUAAGAAAUUUAUUUUGAUUCUCCUUUUAUCAGUCCUGCCUUCAGCAUUUCCGCAGCUCAAGAACUGUUCUUGGGCCAAAUCGAUGGACUGGCUUCUCUCUCUGAAUUAUUCGUUCCUGUGUUCUCCAGCUACGGUUGGUACUUCACCUUCGUCCAGGGGUUCGUCUACCUCGUCCUCAUCUACUUCCAGGGCUUCACCACGAAGCAGAUGGUCAACCCCUGGAAGACCUACGUUAAACUCUCGGCCGUCCUCAUGGGCUCCCACGGCCUCACCAAGGGUUCCCUGGCCUUCCUCAACUACCCGGCGCAGCUCAUGUUCAAGUCCACCAAGGUGAACACGGAGGCACAGAGCCUGACCCAGUAGAAACUACUGGUUUGUCUUUGAAUUGGUUCUUCUGGGUCUUAAUUUUCGCACGGAACAACUUCUGAGUUUCGAUUUUCCCUAUCGGAAUUGCAGGUUUUGCCGGUGAUGGUGAUGGGGGCCUUCAUACCCGGUCUCCGGCGGAAAUACCCCGCCCACGAGUACGUCUCCGCGAUCCUGCUCGUGGUGGGUCUGAUCCUCUUCACCUUGGCGGACGCCCACACCUCCCCCAACUUCAGCGUCAUUGGGGUGGUCAUGGUCUCCGGUGCCCUCAUAAUGGACUCCUUCCUGGGCAACUUCCAAGAAGCCAUCUUCACCAUGAAUCCCGAGACCACACAGGUGGAUCCCCUCUUCUGCUGCAAACCUCACCGCGUGUUCUGAUUCCGGCAUGGAAUUGGUCAGCUAAGUUUUGUUUUAUUUCUCUUGGGACGUUGUAGAUGGAGAUGCUCUUCUGCUCCACCGUCGUCGGGCUGCCGUUCUUGAUCCCUCCGAUGGUCCUAACCGGGGAGAUCUUCCGGGCCUGGAACUCGUGCUACCAGGUAACUCCUCGAUUAAGCUCUUCAGCUCUGCAAUCAAGGAAGAAGAUGAACUUUCCCUGUUCUUCUCGUGUAAACACGGGCUGUAACCUCCUUACGGAACUGAGAACGACGGCGAAGUAGUGGUCAUCCUUCUUCAUACCCCGUGCCGCCCACCUUCCCUGACGGCGUCUGCUGGCGUGACGAGAAGAAGAAGAAGAAGAAGACGGGCUCAAUCAGUGGCCGCGGAUCAUCGGACGUGGGCUGACCUGGUCGUCGUUCCUUCCUCGCUGACGUAUUUAUCACCAUUUGUGCAGCACCCCUACGUCUACAUCGUGCUGAUCUUCGAGGCGAUGGCGACGUUCGUCGGGCAGGUCUCCGUGCUGUCGCUGAUCGCCCUCUUCGGCGCCGCCACCACCGCCAUGGUACCCAGCCGAGCUCGCACCGGCUCGUUACGGAAUUGAUUCAUCGAGGCUAUUAAUCCUGAGGCGCGUUUACCGCAGGUGACGACGGCGAGGAAGGCGGUGACGCUUCUGCUCUCUUAUCUGAUCUUCACGAAGCCCUUGACGGAGCAGCACGGGACGGGGCUCAUUCUCAUCACCAUGGGCGUCGUCUUGAAGCUUCUCCCGGAGAACAAGGACGUUGGUUCUCGGAGACAGAAGCAGCAGCAGCAACAGCAGCGGGAGCAGCAUCAUCACCACCUUCCGCCGCCGGAUCAACAGCUGCCCGGUCAGGGGCGGUGGGCAAAUGCGGAUGAUGAUGAGGAAAAGAGGCCACUUGUCUGA
Spirodela intermedia is the source of this 2246-nucleotide messenger RNA. The record is from the annotation of a GenBank genome assembly. NCBI's taxonomy places the organism in Eukaryota, Viridiplantae, Streptophyta, Magnoliopsida, Alismatales, Araceae.